AGUGUUACAAUUAUCUCUUCGCUCUUUGUAAUAUCCAUUCCCGGGUUAUAUAACUACUCCAUGAACUAUGCUAUGAUCAGGGUUUAUUCCAUUGAAUUCCUGAUAUUAUAACAUUUUUAAAUCUUUCGAAUAGUUUCAUUUUUCUUCUACUUAUAAAUAAACACGCAAUGGUUCUCAGUUCUAGAAUGCUGAGUGCUUUUCGUCACAAGAAAUUACUAAGUUCAAAUCUUCGACGUUUUCACUUUUCUGUGAAAGGAAGACAGACAGCUGGUGGUGUUUCUAAUAGUGCGAUUUCUACUGACUAUCCUGUGGUGGAUCACACUUAUGAUGCUGUGGUUGUUGGUGCAGGUGGUGCAGGGCUCAGAGCAGCUUUUGGACUCGUUGAAGAGGGAUUUAAAACUGCCUGCAUAACAAAACUCUUUCCAACACGUUCCCACACAGUAGCUGCACAGGGUGGUAUUAAUGCUGCGUUAGGAAACAUGGAGCCAGAUGACUGGAAAUGGCACAUGUAUGACACCGUGAAGGGAUCUGAUUGGCUGGGUGACCAAGAUGCCAUUCAUUAUAUGACAAGGGAAGCUCCUCAAGCAGUUAUUGAGCUUGAAAACUAUGGUAUGCCUUUCAGUAGGACACAAGAUGGUAAAAUUUACCAAAGAGCUUUUGGUGGCCAAUCCUAUAACUUUGGGAAAGGAGGCCAGGCUCAUCGUUGUUGCUGUGUUGCUGACAGGACUGGUCACUCACUGCUACACACACUCUAUGGACAGUCUUUAAAAUAUGAUUGUAACUUCUUUGUUGAGUAUUUUGCCCUGGACCUCCUCAUGGAGAAUGGGGUCUGCAAGGGAGUCAUCGCCCUCUGCUUGGAAGAUGGAACACUCCACAGAUUUAAAGCAAAAAAUACUGUCUUAGCCACUGGAGGCUAUGGCCGAGCAUAUUUCUCUUGCACAUCCGCUCACACGUCCACAGGCGAUGGAACUGCCCUAGUGACGCGUGCUGGACUGCCUUGUCAAGAUCUGGAAUUCAUCCAAUUCCAUCCAACUGGAAUCUAUGGUGCUGGCUGUCUCAUAACGGAAGGCUGUAGGGGUGAGGGUGGCUUCCUGAUUAAUAGUGAGGGUGAGAGAUUCAUGGAGAGAUAUGCUCCUGUUGCCAAAGAUCUCGCAUCCAGGGAUGUAGUUUCGCGAGCCAUGACUAUCGAAAUAAGGGAAGGAAGAGGGUGUGGUCCAGAAAAGGAUCACGUCUUUCUCCAGCUCCAUCAUCUUCCUCCCGAGCAGUUGGCCACCCGUCUUCCCGGUAUAUCAGAAACGGCCAUGAUCUUUGCUGGUGUGGACGUUACUCGGGAACCCAUCCCUGUUUUACCCACAGUUCACUACAACAUGGGUGGGGUGCCUACAAACUACAGAGGACAGGUUAUAACCUAUGAUCCUGCAAAGAAGGAGGAUAAAAUUAUACCAGGUCUCUAUGCUUGUGGAGAAGCUGGAUGUGCUUCUGUGCAUGGAGCAAAUAGGCUGGGAGCAAACUCACUCCUGGAUUUGGUUGUAUUUGGAAGAGCCUGUGCUCACUCCAUUGCAGAAGAAGAUAAACCUGGUGAUUCCAUUUUAGAUCUCCACUCUACGGAUGGUGAAGAAUCAGUUGCUAAUUUAGACAGAAUGAGACAUGCUGAUGGAUCAACAUAUACAUCUCAACUGAGAUUACAAAUGCAAAAAACUAUGCAGGGUCAUGCUGCCGUCUUCAGGACUGGAGAAAGUUUGAAGGAAGGUGUGCAGAAAAUAUCUGAAUGCUUUGAGCAACAGAAAGACCUUAAGGUGUGUGACAAAGGACUGAUAUGGAACACUGAUCUUGUGGAGACACUUGAGUUGCAGAAUCUGAUGCUGAAUGCUGUUCAGACAAUGAUUUCUGCUGAAGCAAGGAAGGAAAGUCGCGGCGCUCAUGCACGUGAAGACUUUAAGGAUCGCAUGGAUGAGUAUGAUUAUUCAAAACCUUUGCAAGGUCAAAAGAAGAAGCCCAUUUCAGAGCAUUGGAGGAAACACACACUCUCUUGGGUCGACAAGGAUGGAAAGGUUCAACUCGAGUACAGACCAGUAAUCGAUGAAACUUUGGAUUCCAAAGAAUGUAAACAAGUCCCACCGGCUAUCAGGGCUUAUUAGAAGAACUUUUUUUUAGACUAAUUUCCCUAGUUGUGUUGUAUCAGCACGCCAUGUGAUAUAAUCUAGCAUUUUUUAUUUAUUAAAAAUGUAUGGAUCUGAAA
Messenger RNA from Parasteatoda tepidariorum (common house spider), 2239 nucleotides. RefSeq names its product succinate dehydrogenase, subunit A (flavoprotein) (gene SdhA). Gene Ontology annotation, molecular function: succinate dehydrogenase (quinone) activity; flavin adenine dinucleotide binding; electron transfer activity. Gene Ontology annotation, biological process: tricarboxylic acid cycle; mitochondrial electron transport, succinate to ubiquinone. The record is from RefSeq and is a predicted model, not a curated record. Gene Ontology annotation, cellular component: respiratory chain complex II (succinate dehydrogenase). NCBI's taxonomy places the organism in Eukaryota, Metazoa, Arthropoda, Arachnida, Araneae, Theridiidae.